Molecule: messenger RNA, 3406 nt
Organism: Drosophila willistoni
Lineage: Eukaryota; Metazoa; Arthropoda; Insecta; Diptera; Drosophilidae
Gene: Pcif1
Product: mRNA (2'-O-methyladenosine-N(6)-)-methyltransferase
Exons: 5
Coding region: 73-2955 (960 amino acids)
Cellular component (GO): nucleus
Molecular function (GO): RNA polymerase II C-terminal domain binding; mRNA (2'-O-methyladenosine-N6-)-methyltransferase activity
Source: RefSeq, a predicted model, not a curated record
GCUAAAUGUUUACAUACACGUUGCGUGUGUUUUUCCACUUUGUAGCAUAGUUAAACUAGCCAGUUUCGCAUCAUGGCAGCUAACAACAACAGUAGCAAUAUACACAAUUUGGUGGCGGGGACGGUAGCGAUGCCACCAUCCGUGAUUGCCUCUACGGGAACACCAGCGUCAGCGGCUCCGCCAGUCGUUGCUACCAGCAGCAGCUCAUCCCAGAGUGCCUGGGAGCAAUUGACAGCUAGUGCCUCCAAUAACAUAGCUCCGUCACCGACAGCUGGAGCACCAAUAGCCACUGGGCCUAUUUUGAGUGGUGUGGAUCAUUCACCAAUUGCAACCACUAUGAAUGCCGGCGGCUCUCCGGUGCCCAGUUGUUCGUCCCCCUCAACGCCAACUAAAUCGCAUACUCCCUCACCUUUAGAAAGCAUGGCCCAUACACCUCAGGGACCUCCAAGCCAUCUCGGUCCAGGAGGUUUUGGUGAGGAACUUACUGCAGAGCUGGUUAAUCAGGGAUGGCGCAAGUUUUGGUCGAAGCGAGAGAAUCGACCUUAUUAUUGGAACAAAGUGACAGGGGAGUCACUAUGGGAAAUGCCUGGAACACGCCCGUUUGAUCCUCUGACAGAUCCUCUAGGCAUUUGCCAUGCGGGACCGGGUGCACCGCCAAUGACGCCACACCAACAACAACAACAACAGCAACACCAUCAUCAUCACCAUCAUCAUUUAAAGCGUCGACCUUCGGAAGACAUGCACAUACAUCCGCAUCCGCAUGCCCAGCAGCAACAACAACAUCACGUAGGCGGAGGUCCACCUAUGAAAAAGUUUGUUUUGGCAGGACCGUGGGACCUGGAAGUUUGCACGAAUGCAGUAAUAGUAGAGCGUCCCCCGACGCUUCUACCACAGCCGCAUCCUGAAAUUGAGGCCUUAAGAGCUGCCUUUACCAUGAAACUACUAAAAACCUACGAGGAUCUGUGCAUGCGUCGUGAGAAUAUUAAAGCUCCACGAGAUUCCUUUAAUCGCUGGCUAAUGGAACGCAAGGUCAUCGAUACGGGAUGUGAUCCGUUGUUGCCCAGCCAUUGCCUGCCCGAAAUCUCCAGCUCGAUGUUCAGGGAGAUCAUGGCGGAUAUACCCAUUAAGAUUGUCAAACCGAAAUUCACUGGAGAUGCCCGCAAGCAGCUGUCCCGUUAUGCAGAGGCGGCCAAACAAAUAAUUGAAUCACGAUCGGCUCCUGCGGAAUCCAAGAAAGUAGUCAAAUGGAAUGUGGAGGACACAUUCCAAUGGCUGAGACGAACUGUUGGAGCCAGUUACGAGGAUUUCCAAGAUCGCCUUGCCCAUCUCAAGCGACAAUGUGAACCUCAUUUGGUAGAAACGGUCAAAAGCAGUGUGGAAACAUUAUGCAUCAAGAUCUAUCAUCUAUCGGCAGAUCAUGCGCGAAAAAUACGCGAACGACAUAUCCAAUUGCUAAAAGAGCAUGGCAUACCAGAGCCGACGCCGCCGCCACCACCGCCGCAUUUGAAGAAAGUCUGGUGUUAUCCCAUACAAUUUGCUGUCCCAUCGCCACGCAUGCCGGCAAUUGAGUAUUUGCAGGAUCGCGAUCACAUGAUAAUCAAAUAUACACCAACCACUAUGAAUCAACCAGAUGCCCAGUAUAUCAAUCUAACCUAUUUACAAAAGCUCGAGCAAUUGUAUAGACAUAAUUGUUUUGAUGAUAAAAAAUUUGAUUUGUUCAUCGGACGUGUUUGGUGCCUAUUAAAAAGAUAUCAAACAUUCUUAGGGAAUGCUCUUAACUCCUCCCAGGAAGCGGAGCUUACACAGGCAGCGUUACCGGUUCCCGUUUUCGAGUGUCUUCAUAGGCAAUUUGGUGUCAGCUUUGAAUGCUUUGCCUCACCAUUUAAUUCAUAUUUUCGGCAAUAUUGUUCGGCAUUCGCCGAUACGGAUGCUUAUUUUGGUUCUCGUGGACCAUUUCUGGACUUUAAGCCUGUAUCUGGUUCCUUUCAAGUAAAUCCACCGCAUUGUGAAGAGCUAAUUGAAGCCUGCCUAUCUCAUAUUGACAAAUUGCUAACUGAUACUAUGGAACCACUUAGCUUUAUUGUAUUCCUGCCCGAGUGGAAGAGCAUCUCUAAAUUGGAAGAGAGCAUGUACAAGCGACGUUCGAUGGUUGUGCUUGGAAUGGCCCAUGAGUACCGACACGGCUAUCAGCAUAUGAUGCAAAAAUCUGAGGUCCUAAUCAAAUGCAUGCAAGGCACACAAGUGGUUUGGCUGCAAAAUAGUGCUGGCUAUGCACGGUGGGGUCCCAAUGAGAAUCGGGUGGAGGCUUUGCGAGAAGCCUUCCGACCGCAAAGGGAUCGUGAACGUGAAAGGGCCGCUGUUGCAGCAGCUGCCACUGCCGCGGCUGGACCGCAUGCUGGGGGCAACCAGCAGCAAAACACCCAAUCAUCUUUACCGGCAUCUUCAGUGUCUGCGACACCAGUUACGUCAACAGCCCUACCCAACUCUACCACUAUUAACAGCAGCAGCAGCACUAUCAUAAGCAAUUCUUCUGUGGGCACAAUGGGAAAUUCCACUGUUAUAGCCACAUCAACAGCUAAUUCCACCAGUGCCGGCAGCAGUCCAGCCUCCACAUCAUCGCCUUUAUCUCCCCAUACACCGACUGGGCAGCCACCGCCACAGUUUCCUCUUACCAUUAGCAAUACCACAAACUGUACGAAUCUAGUGGCUGCCUCACCGACCAUGAGUGUACAGAGUGAUUGUUCGUCGCCCUCAUCAUCGACCAUGUCCUUGUCACCGGCACCAGCAUCUGGUGGCUAUCCAGAUGGAUGUUCAGCGGCCACCACAGCGGCUGUAAGCAUAACAGCAACGGCAAGCACGUCAGCUGCGGCAGCAGCGUCGUCGACCUUCGGUCAAACGGGAAAUAGCAUUAACAGCUCCGCCACCAGCCAGCCGGUGAUAAAUUCAGCGGUAUAAGUAAUUCAUCGUCUACACUACAUACAUAUGUAAAGGUUUUUACCUGUUCACCAUGGCCAUAGAGCAAUAUAAAUGGAACUCGGAGAAUGGUAAUGGUCAGGCCGGGCAUGUAAAUUGAUGAUCGGACAAAGGGGCGGGCCCUAUAUUGUACAUUUUUUUUUGUUUUUUUUUUGUGUUUUUUUAGGAUAAAUUUUUAGGGCAAAGGACCAAAAAUCAUUUUGGAUUUGUCACUAACAGAAAACCGCUAAGGGAAUCGAACAAAUAUUCUGAUUUAUUAUUAAAUUUAUUGAAAGCAAAAAAUUGUAAAGAAGAAAAAAAAUUAACGGAAUCGUUAAUACUUAUCCUAGCCAGUUUAAAAUUAAUAUGGUUGCCAAGCAUUUUCUUUUUAAAUCAGUGACUGAUGCCAACAUGAUUUUUGCCCCUUAAUAUACAUUUAUAUAUAUUUUUUUUC